AUGAUGAACCUUCCCGUGUCCCGCAAACGCUCCGCCUCUCCUCUGGAAGAAGAGCUGAACAACAACAACAACAACAACAGUACUAUGAGUACUAGGAGUAACGCUAUGAGCAUGAAUGGACACAUGAUGAGCGGCGCCGGCUCUCCUCCUCUCGGUGGAAUGCAAGGUGGAUCUGGCAAUGGCAAUGGCGCUAGUAGUAGUACUGGUGCUAGUAAUAACGGCAGUGGCAGUGGUGGAAUGAACUACGAUCAACUGUCCGCACUUCACUACGCCAAGCGCCUUCGCCUAGCGCAAGCUCAAGCAGCUGCUGCGGCGCAAGAAGCCGCGUUGUUCCGUCCCACCAUGAUGGACUUGUACGGACUCAAUGUACCAAUGCCACUGCAGUCUCGAUUCCUACACCAGAAUCCUUACUAUCCCUCCAUGAACAUGAACAUGAAUCCCAUGAACAUGAACAUGAAUGCCAUGCACAAUAUGAAUAUGAACAUGAACAGCGUAAGCCCCACCAACAGCAUGAACGGCCAUCCUCUAUCCUGGAGGGCUCAGGCAAACCUCCACGAUAUUCCAACUUUGCCGGCUCUAAACCAAAAUGGGAACUCUAACCCUAACAUGAACGUGAACAAACAAGAAGAACCCGAAGGCAGCAUCCACAGGGACUGCCACUCUCCCACAGAGACAGAGGCACUGGGAGAGUCCUCGUCGUCUCUCGAACAGCUCUCAGCGUUUGCCAGUGGCAUGCCCAGCAUUCCCAUCAAGAACAACACCAACGACCGCACCAUCUCUCCAAGCACUACCAACACUAACACUACUGCUAACCAACACUCCUCCUUGGUCGGCGGACUCUUUUGCGCUCCCGCUUCCAAAGCUCACAACAAUGACAAACCCACUCGUCCCUUUGCUUCCAUUCCCAUCAAGAAGGCACACUUGCCCACUCCCGAUCCCAACGGUAAAGCCAAUCACUGGGAAGAUCGACCUCACGUGGCUCUUGCCAUUGACGAAGAUGCCAAUUGGUUGUCCGAGUUUCAGUGCUUUCUGCGGUCGGAUAUCCUAGAAGUCUUUGUCGCGUCUCCUGCUACAGCGGACAACCGAAACGCAUCCAAGAAGAUUGCCGAUUGUCAAAUCGGAGUUCGAUGUCGAUUCUGUGCACACUUGCAUCCCACGGAACGAGCCAGUCGCUCUUCCGCGUUCCCGUCCUCGGUGCGACAAAUCUAUCAGAGCUUUACCAUGAUGCUCAGGGAACACUUGAGUGGACAGUGCCAAUCCAUGCCUGCCGAUGUCGCUGCUCAGUUUGCCAAACUCAAGGGACAGUCGGCACAGUCCGCCAGUGACAGCAAGAGAUACUGGAUCUAUGCUGCGCAAAAACUGGGAAUGGUUGAUACUUCCAGUGCCGGUAUUCAAAUGACACAAGAGACUAUUCAAAAAGCCAACUCAUCUCCGGAACUGCUGGCGUUUGGAAAGAGUCCUGAACUCAAGGCCGAUCUGGAUGCAUGUCAAGACAAUCUCUUGGUCACGUCCAAUGAUCAACCUGUCGCCAGUGAAUUCGUGCAUGCCGUUGUCAGUCAAGCUCGAUUGGUCCAUUUGGCCGCUUCCGAAAAGAUUGGAAAUCGCAGUUGUUUGACGGUAGGAUUGCCCGGAUUGGCAUGCAAACAUUGUUGUGCUGCUUCGCGAAGUGGACUCGCACGCGUCUUUCCGGCCCGCAAACGAAACCUCAAGACAAAGGUGCAGGACCUCUACGAUCAUCUUCGACGAUGCACUUUGGUUCCUCCUGCAACACAACAGGAACUCGUACAGUUGUACCAACAGCAACAAGCGGCUGGUGGUAACGACAAGAAGAGCAAGGUCUUUUAUGCACGAUUGUGGAGGCGGCUCGGACAUGAAAACGAAGAGACUGGACUCAAAACGCCUCCUCGUGGAAACAGCCCCAUCCAAUCACCCGUUGCGUCUCCCAACAACAACAUGAGCAUGUAA
Messenger RNA from Seminavis robusta, 1965 nucleotides. The record is from the annotation of a GenBank genome assembly. NCBI's taxonomy places the organism in Eukaryota, Bacillariophyta, Bacillariophyceae, Naviculales, Naviculaceae.